Strongyloides ratti is the source of this 588-nucleotide messenger RNA. RefSeq names its product ADP-ribosylation factor-like protein 6. Gene Ontology annotation, molecular function: GTP binding; GTPase activity. Gene Ontology annotation, cellular component: cytoplasm; axoneme. Gene Ontology annotation, biological process: vesicle-mediated transport; cilium assembly; intracellular protein transport. Lineage: Eukaryota; Metazoa; Nematoda; Chromadorea; Rhabditida; Strongyloididae. Bases 1 to 588 code for a protein of 195 amino acids. The record is from RefSeq and is a predicted model, not a curated record. The transcript has 2 exons.
AUGGGUUUUUUUUCAUCAAUUGGUAAUUUUCUUGGAUUUGGUAAACGUAAUGUGAAUAUUCUUGUUAUUGGUUUGGAUAAUUCAGGUAAAACAACAAUAUUAAAUCAUUUAAAAUCACAGGAGGUCCAAAGUAUGACAAUUGUUCCAACAGUUGGAUAUAAUGUUGAAAAAUUUACAAAUGCCAAUUUUACAUUUACAGCUUUUGAUAUGUCUGGACAAAGUAAAUAUAGAAAUCUUUGGGAGAAUUAUUAUAAAAAUGUUCAAGGAAUUAUUUUUGUUGUUGAUAGUGUUGAUCGCCUUCGUGUUGCCGUUGCCAGAGAUGAAUUAUGGAUUCUUUUAGAUCACAAAGAUGUUAUGCAUAAAAAGAUACCAAUUUUAAUAUUUUCUAAUAAAAUUGAUGAAAAAGAAGCAUUAACAUCAUCAGAAAUAUCACAAUCAUUAGGUCUAGAUUUGAUUAGAAGUAGAAAUUGGCAUAUAGAAUCAUGUUGUGGAUUAACAGGAGAUGGUUUAGAAGCAGGAAUUACAUGGUUAUCAACAAAUAUUUUAAAAUAUAUAGAAGAAAUUGAAACAAAAGGUGGACAUAUUUAG